This is a messenger RNA of Agrilus planipennis (emerald ash borer), 1374 nucleotides long. It is a transcript of the gene Mat1, whose product is annotated as CDK-activating kinase assembly factor MAT1. The record is from RefSeq and is a predicted model, not a curated record. The coding region runs from base 409 to 1347 and encodes 312 amino acids. Gene Ontology annotation, cellular component: transcription factor TFIIH holo complex. Gene Ontology annotation, molecular function: cyclin-dependent protein serine/threonine kinase activator activity. The transcript has 2 exons. Gene Ontology annotation, biological process: nucleotide-excision repair; positive regulation of cyclin-dependent protein serine/threonine kinase activity; regulation of transcription by RNA polymerase II. Lineage: Eukaryota; Metazoa; Arthropoda; Insecta; Coleoptera; Buprestidae.
GUACUACCUACCUGACUAAACUUCAUGUCUCAAUUCCAAUGUCAACUAAUGUAAAAAAUAACCACAAGGUUUAUUAAAGUCUUAUCAGUAUGAUUCUUGCAUCGCAUAUACAUUGUUGGGUGCUUAAAAAAAUAUUCCUGCCCAUGUCGUAAUCUAUGAAAUAUUCUAUGGAACGGAUGGUACUAUUACCUAUGGUGGCAUAGAUUCUAUGGUAGUAUUCUUUUAUCUAUAGGUAGUGUCAACUAUAACUAACCUCAUUUCUGUUUGUAAAUUUUGCUAUGCUAAAAGGUUGUGUUUAUUUUAUAUUUAAACAGUACUACAAAAAUAGAUAACGUAGUCAGUAAUAUAGUCCCUUUGGGUUAAGAAAAGUAUUCGUUUUUUCGCAAUUCGUUAACUGUAGCUUUUAAAAUGGAUGUUAUAUGCCCCCGGUGUAAAACUACAAAAUUUCAAAAUCCAUCACUAAAAAUGAUGGUAAAUGUUUGUGGUCAUGCACUUUGUGAAAGUUGUGUGGAUUUACUGUUUUUAAAAGGUUCCGGAGCUUGUCCAGAAUGUCGUAUCCCUUUAAGAAGGAACAAUUUCAGGGUACAGUUAUUUGAAGAUUCAAUGGUAGAAAAAGAGGUAGACAUUCGAAAAAGAAUUUUAAGAGAUUUUAACAAAAAGGAGGAGGACUUUGCUUCCGUUAGAGAAUACAAUGACUACUUAGAAGAUGUGGAAACAAUAAUUUUUAAUUUAACUCAUGAUAUAGAUAUAGUGAAUACCAAUAAAAAAAUUGAUGAAUACAAAAAAAACAACAAAGAACAAAUUAUGAAGAGCAAGAGCAAAAUGAGUAGAGAUGAAUAUGAAUUAGAAGAAAUGAUUGAAUUUGAAAGACAACAGGAAGAAAUUAGACGUAGUGAAUUGUUACUGGAACAGGUAGAAGCUAAAAAAAAGAAGAUCAGGGAAAAGGAAGCUCUAAUUGACGAGCUCAUGUUUUCAAGUACAAAUGCUAAGAAUAUUGUUGAAACAUUUGCACAACAAGCCAAAGAAUCAAAGGAAAUAGAAAAUAAACAAUCAGUAAAACGUCCAACUCAAUUUUCAAGUGGCAUUCAAUUUGGAAAACAAUCAAAUACGUUUUUACCAUUACCUAUAGAAGAAGGCCCCUUGUAUAUUUAUCAGCCUCCCUUGGUAAUUAUGGAAGGGCCACUAUUACCUUCAGAAGAAGAAUUAUCAAGAGUAGGCUAUUUAAGACAUGUUAGAGUUGAAACUGAGCAAGAAAGAGCGGGAGGUUUCAAGUCAAACGUCGCUUGUAUGAGAGCAUUACAAGACGCUUUUGCAGGAUUGUAUCACACUAAAAAAGUUGCAGUUUAAAAAUGAUAUUUAUAAAUUNAUUCGUAU